Messenger RNA from Ricinus communis (castor bean), 1326 nucleotides. Its product is annotated as transcription factor JUNGBRUNNEN 1. Lineage: Eukaryota; Viridiplantae; Streptophyta; Magnoliopsida; Malpighiales; Euphorbiaceae. Gene Ontology annotation, molecular function: DNA binding. Bases 191 to 1090 code for a protein of 299 amino acids. The transcript has 3 exons. The record is from RefSeq and is a predicted model, not a curated record. Gene Ontology annotation, biological process: regulation of DNA-templated transcription.
GCAAUAAAAUGGUCCAUCUAUUACAGAGAGUCAAACCACAAGACUUGACCUGAGCCACCGCCUCUCAAGACUUAGCUGUUAAUAUAUAUCUUUGAUUUUUUUUUCUUUCAGAAAUCAAGAUGUACUGCUCCUUUCUGAUUAUCUGCUUAUCUCACGAGAUCAGUAGGCUAUAGUUACCCAGAAAUCCAAGAUGAAUGUUAAUAAGAAAAGCUGCAGUGGCUCUAUGGAUUAUCAUGAUGAUGAAGUUGCACUUCCAGGGUUCCGAUUCCAUCCAACAGAUGAAGAACUUAUAGGGUUUUAUCUUCGAAGAAAGGUUGAUAAGAAACCACUUAGGAUUGAGCUCAUCAAACAAGUUGAUAUCUACAAAUAUGAUCCUUGGGAUCUUCCAAAGCCUAGCAGUGUUGGAGACAAAGAAGGGUACUUUUUUUGCAAAAGGGGGAGAAAGUAUAGGAAUAGCAUACGACCAAAUAGGGUGACAGGAUCUGGAUUCUGGAAAGCAACUGGAAUUGACAAGCCUGUUUAUUCAAAUGGAGGUGAAGGCCGAGAUUGCAUUGGACUCAAGAAAACCUUAGUGUACUAUCGCGGAAGUGCAGGAAAAGGGACAAAAACCGAUUGGAUGAUGCACGAGUUUCGCCUUCCCACCAACGAUUCUAACACCAACAGCCCUGCAAAUGCUAAAACUUCUGCUCCAGAAGCGGAAGUAUGGACACUUUGUCGAAUUUUCAAGCGAAAUGUGUCACACAGGAAGUACACAGCAGAUUGGAGAGAAUUAUCCACCAAACAUCAGCCAGCAAUUGAUACAAGCUCUAAGACAUGCAGCGUGGAUUCAAAUAGCAGAGAAAAUUAUCUCAGUUUUGGUGAUCCUGCCAUUCAAUAUAGCGAGAAGAAGCCUGUUUUUAAUCAUGUCAAUGAGAGGAAACAGUUUUAUCAUGCAGACCAAUUGAGCUCCAUAGUUCAGCCUCAAUCUAUGGUGUCCUCAUCGAUCAUUUCGUCCAACAUUUCAAGUCCUUAUGGAAAUGAGUUCUUCAGUGGUGAUUGGGAUGAGCUUAGAUCAAUCGUGGAGUUCACGUUUGAUCCUACUCCAUUGUAAAUACUCGUAUAACGUUAGUAUUAGCUUCACAAUCUCUUAUAGGACUAUAUAUAUGCUGCAGCUUGAUUCUGUUCUUUAUAUAUAGUCCUGUAAAAGACACUUACCAUGCAUGAACUUCGACUCUGAAGUGAAAGCUAAUGUAAUCUAUAUAUGAUGGCUUGCGUUUCUUUGCACUUCCAUGGAAAUUGUAUUAGGUGAUUUUGAUUAUAUAUAUAUAUGCCAGACACUUCCAUGAA